Molecule: messenger RNA, 2054 nt
Organism: Dreissena polymorpha
Lineage: Eukaryota; Metazoa; Mollusca; Bivalvia; Myida; Dreissenidae
Product: tartrate-resistant acid phosphatase type 5-like
Exons: 6
Coding region: 54-1088 (344 amino acids)
Biological process (GO): bone resorption
Molecular function (GO): ferrous iron binding; ferric iron binding; acid phosphatase activity
Source: RefSeq, a predicted model, not a curated record
ACGUGACCGGCUUGUAAACAUUCGAUGGAUGAUAAUAACUUGCUACAUAAUUAAUGUCCUCGAUAACCAGGCUAAUAAUACAAAUAAAAGUAUUUGAUUCAUAUGAUACUAGAGGACAUUUUAAGAUGGCUAAACGACUGGCGUUUAUAUUUGUUGUAAUACAAGCUGCAUCGGCGAUAGAAAGCUUGCGGUUCCUAGCAGUGGGCGACUGGGGUGGCAUGCCAGUAUUCCCCUAUGCUACGCCGAUAGAGACCGCAGUGGCCAAACAGAUGGCCGAGGUCACGGAGGCGUACCAGUCCAGCUUCAACCUCGCCCUUGGCGAUAACUUCUAUACCAACGGUGUCAAAGACGUUAAUGACAAACGGUUUAAAGACACUUUCGAGGAUGUGUACCAUUACCCGUCUUUGGUGAACCCUUGGUAUCUCGUUGCCGGAAACCACGAUCACUACGGAAACGCAUCUGCGCAGAUCGCGUAUUCACAAAAGUCCAAACGAUGGAACUUUCCCAACUUCUACUAUGGCCUAUCUUUCCCCAUCCCUGGCGGCAAGAAGGUGGACAUCAUCAUGAUAGACACGGUCCUUCUCUGCGGCAACACCGGAUAUGACGUCGAAGGUGACCAACCACACGGACCCACAGAUAUCAAGGCGUCGGAUGAUCAAUGGACGUGGCUUGACCUUCAGCUGCAGUCAUCAAAUGCCGAUUAUCUGUUGGUUGCCGGACAUUUCCCGGUGUACUCGAUAGCAGAGCACGGACCUACGGCGUGUCUAGUCCAGCGCCUGAAGCCCAUGUUGUACAAAUACGGCGUGACGGCCUAUUUUUGUGGACACGACCACAGCUUGCAGCACAUAAGCAGUCCGGAGGGUGGACGCACGGUGGACUAUUUCGUUACUGGUACCGGCAAUCUCGUUCAAAACAAUACGGAUCAUCAGAACGAUAUACCUAAAAAUACCCUGAAAUUCAGUUGGGCGGAGCUUGCGGGACUGGGUGGGUUCUCGUAUAUCGAAGCCACGCCCCAAAAUAUGACCAUGACGUUCGUAGAUGGGAGGAAGAAGCCGCUCUAUACAUACACCAUGUUUCCGAGAAAGUAAAGAUACUGUAGAGUACCUGCAAUAACGGAUUGUUUGGUUUUGUUAUCCGAUAUAUUUAUCAUGGCCCUCAUAAUUAGCCGUCGAAAUCCGUUACAGAUUCUAAAUUUACACACUACAAAUCGUACAUUAUGGAUACGGAUUUCUGAGGAUACUUAUCGCUAUUGAUACGAAUGUCUGAGAAAACAUGGAUACCUUAAUGUAUAAAACAGCCGAAUUCGAAAUUAACCGAUAGCCUAGUGGUAGCUGCGCAAAGUCACAAAAUCUUUAAUUUGAUUGUUUUGUGUGUGCAUGGUGUGUAAAUAAUUGAUGUGAACAUUAAGUGCGAGUUUUGUGUGCUUAAUUAUAUGUAAAAUACACUAUUUUUCAUACCGAAACGACUUGAAAAAAAUGAAAUUGAGAGUUAAUGCGUAUUGGUUAUUCAGUUCUUUUUUAAUGAGAGUUAAUGCGUAUUGGUUAUUCAGUUCUUUUUGAUGUUUUAUUAAUCAAUACAGUGAAUAAUACAAUUAAACAAUGUAUCAAAUGUGUAUAAAAGUGUAAUUUAUUUAAAUUAUAUAUCUGGUUUUUAUAACAAAAAAUCAUCACAAAUCUAAAUCUGGAAACGAAACAGAUUAAAAAGUUAUGCUCGAACGCACGACAUUAAGUUUGUAAUCCCUUCAUUAAUCCACUGCACAACAACAGUAAGGGGUAACCGUUGUGUCGCUAAUAAUGUUUGUCGCCUUGAAGAACUUUUUAUAAAUGUACUUGUUUUUUACUGUUUUUUUUACGAACAAUGUCAAAUGAGCGGCGAAAAAUAAUUAUUAUUUUGUUAAAUAUGUAGUAUUAUACGCAUAUAUUUAACCAGGGUGUUGUCACAAUUGUAGGAGUAGUUGUUGUUGUUGUUAUUUUAUAAAGAGCAAGCACUAUAUCGAAAUGUUUACUGGUUUAACACUAACGUCAAAACAUAACAUUAAUAAAUCAGAAAUCUGU